AUGCUAAGCCGUGUUGUCGGACCACGAGACUCGGUCUGGAAUGGUAACGGAUCAGUGCUCACCGAGGCUAUCUGUAAGACUACACGCUCCAUCACUGAUGCCUCCUGCAAGCAAGUGAAAACUCGCAAAGAACCACAUCUCGAGCACACGGCGGCGUUGGAUCUCGACAGCGAUGAUGAAAGUCAUGUAGCCACCGGCAGAAGUCGUGCAUGGCACCAUUUUAGCCGUGUAGAUCACUUGGCAAACGUCGGCCUCGGCUGA
Molecule: messenger RNA, 261 nt
Organism: Colletotrichum costaricense
Lineage: Eukaryota; Fungi; Ascomycota; Sordariomycetes; Glomerellales; Glomerellaceae
Exons: 3
Coding region: 1-261 (86 amino acids)
Source: RefSeq, a predicted model, not a curated record